Lymnaea stagnalis (great pond snail) is the source of this 9701-nucleotide messenger RNA. Lineage: Eukaryota; Metazoa; Mollusca; Gastropoda; Lymnaeidae. The record is from the annotation of a GenBank genome assembly.
UGGGCGUGGCUAUAUCUCUUUGAAGUAGCUUGUUUACAAUCGGCUACAAAUUACGCAUUGGAUAGAAUGUCUCCGGGCACUUCUCGAAUGUACUCCUUAACCCGAGAUAUGUAAACAACACGUCAUAGGUCCUUCUGGAAGCGUCUUACGCUACAUGUAUAUAAAGGAUUGACAGGUACGAAGGGACGGAGAUUUUAGAUAGAUUUUCUUAACAUUACGAGGCGUGUUUUAUUCUUUGUGUAUUUGUGUGCUCAUAUGUGUUUAUUUCGCAUUAUUUAUUGGCAUCAUUAUUUCUAACUGUAUUAACUGUGUACCGGUACGAGAUCUACCAUACCGUAAGUUGAAGAUUGUCAUUAUAUUUUCUUUUCUUUUGUAAUUAUUUUAAGCCUUAAUAAAUCUUAUUAAUUGUAACUAGAAACUGUUUUGGGUCGUAUCUUUAAUAUUGUUGAUUAUAUGGUAUCGUCCUUUGUUAGGCACUGUUUACAACGAGCCAAUUAAAAUUAAAAUAGGAGAUUAAUUUCUUCCAAUAAAAGUCAGUGCGUAACAAUUAAGUAAAAAAUUAAAAAAAAAACCGUUUAACUAUUCCACUGGCUAGUGUUUGGUUUCAUUAGAAUAUAGCUGUUUAACUAUUCCACUGGCUAGUGUUUGGUUUUAUUAGAAUAUAGCUGUUUAACUAUUCUACUGGCUAGUGUUUGGUUUUAUUAGAAUAUAGCUGUUUAACUAUUCCACUGGCUAGUGUUUGGUUUUAUUAGAAUAUAGCUGUUUAACUAUUCUACUGGCUAGUGUUUGGUUUUAUUAGAAUAUAGCUGUUUAACUAUUCCACUGGCUAGUGUUUGGUUUUAUUAGAAUAUAGCUGUUUAACUAUUCUACUGGCUAGUGUUUGGUUUUAUUAGAAUAUAGCUGUUUAACUAUUCCACUGGCUAGUGUUUGGUUUUAUUAGAAUAUAGCUGUUUAACUAUUCUACUGGCUAGUGUUUGGUUUUAUUAGAAUAUAGCUGUUNCACUUGACUUUCCCCGGGGGGCCCUGCCCCCCCCCCCCGAGAUAUAGCUGAAAGAAACCCUGCCUGUAUCUAUUUAAGUUAUUUAAUUAGAACUUUCAAAUUGCUUUUGCAAAUACUCAGAAAGUCAUGAAAAACAAACCCAUUUUCCCCCAAGUGUUGUCAAUAUAUUGAUCCAAAAAAUUUUCCGAAGCACAACGAUACACAAUAUGUAAGGGUACAAGCAACAACAACAAUAUUGUAGAAUACCUUUUUAAUUUUGUGUGUGUGUGGUAAAAACAACAACGUAAGGUAGAUACAUAAUCUCUAGGUCAAAUGAGCCCAAAAUAUAAAGUAUGUUAUUGUGUCACCUUAAAAGGCAAAUAUGGAAUUAACAUUUCAUUUAACAAGAAUUUUUAUCAAAAAUUUUUCCCCCCCCCCCCCCCCACCCUCUUAUUCGAAAAUAAAAAUCUUAGAUUUUUUUUCAAAUCAUAGAAACUUAAUAAAUUUGGAUAUCUAAAUAAAUGUUUACAAUAUACUGUUGAAAAUGUCAUUUUUUUUUUUUAACGGGAAAGACGCAGAUAAUGGCUAAGAAAUAAAAAAAAAUGAUAAGGGAUUUCCACAAACAAAAAAAAAAAUUUAAAAAUAAAAUAAAAUUCUAAGAUUUUAAAAUUCUUAUUAGAUAUUUGUUUUUUUAAAUUUGGGGAAAUCUAAAAUUUAAAAUUCGGAAGUGAAAAAGAAAUUAGAUCUAAUCAUUUUCAGACAAUAGAUUUGUAAAAUGUAGACUGAUUUUGUAAAACAUAUUAAAAUGUAGAAAAUUGAUUGUAUUAAGAUUUUUAUUCGAUGCCAUGUCAGAUUAAAUCAAGGUUUUUGUUCACAAAAUACAAAUCAUGCCGUGGACCUGGGAUGGCCAAAGUGCGACCCACGCGCGCGAAUGCGAGCACCAAUAUGUUUAAUGCGUGCGGCCUGUAAGACAUUCUGGGAAUUGCAUUGUUAUUAUUUUUUAUUAUAUAUGCAAAUUUUAAAAUGAUUUUUUUUAGAAACCUUGAAAAUCAAUAAUUGCAGUUCAAUACUGUCAAACUGUAACAAUAAUAAUCAUGAGAAAUAAAAAAAAAAAAUUAUAUUGCUGAUUUUCCAAAUAACCUGAGAGGGAUUUGUCGAAACCCAUCCUCCGUUGACGAAUUUUCCUCGGGCCGAUCUAGAAAUACUAAAACCGUCGCAAUUUUGAAGGAAACGAGUCCCUAAUUCGUUCGUUUUCGACAUUAUAAUAAUGGGGUUUUCCAAUACCAUGUUUUUUAUAUUUAUAUCAAUAUCGAUUUUUUUUUUUUUUUUAAAGUUUACCCAGCACUCAAUUUUUAUUUUUUAAAAAUCUCUGGGAUAUGUUUUAAGGAAACGAAUACCUAAUUCGUUCGUUUUCGACAUUAUAAUAAUGGGGUUUUCCAAUACCAUGUUUUUUAUAUUUAUAUCAAUAUCGAUUUUUUUUUUUUUUUUAAAGUUUACCCAGCACUCAAUUUUUAUUUGUUAAAAAUCUCCGGGAUAUGUUUUUGAAAGGAUAAUAUUUAAAAUUGACAUUGCUAAUUGUUUCACAGUUCUGAGAUUACGAAUUAAGCCAAAUUAAUUGCUAUAUUUAUUUGACUCCUACAUAACGGAGAAAAAGGGGGGGGGGGGGUCGGGUUUUGAAUCUUCUAUUCUAAAAAUACGGAAACAGUGGUUAGCCUCUUCUUGGUAUAGAGAAGAGGGUUAUUUCUCCGUGACAUAUCGACAAACCUGGUUUCAAAGAAUCAUAAACUUGUUUUAGCUUUCAUUGGUCAAAAAAUAAAUAUUUUAAAGUUUGAUAUCCCAUUUAAGAGCCAUUUCUUAAUUGACAAAUUGGGUUACGUGCCGGAAGUAAGCAAUCACGUUUAAAAAAAAAAAUCAGAUUUUUUAACUUCUUAUUCUAAAAAUACGGAAACAGGUGGGUUAGUGUAUUUUUAAAAUAGAUCCAGAAUUCCCAGAAAAAUAAUCUGAACAAGCCAAGAUUUCCAGUAAUAUUAAAAGCGUUUGACUAUGACUUCUAAAAAUAGAAAACGGCAUUUCUAAGUAGCGAUAUAACACGAGUCCAAAAUAAAGGGCCGCGCCCAUUGGCUCGACAAGUGUGAUGCAACUGUGGCACAGUAGUUAGCUAUAGGAAUAAGCGAUACAUGCUAUAUGUGGCACUGCUGUAUGUAACCCCCACUGCAAUUAAAACUAGCACAACGCUGUGUGCUGGGCCUUAAACUCUAGUUUAGUCACCCAGGCACGCAGUGAUCCCCCCUGACGUGAUCAACACGUGACGGUGAUGUCAUUAUUGUCAUAUGUUUGCUAUAUACGGCAGGUUCGAUCAUAUCCGCUCAUUUUGAAUUGAUUGGGAGGAUUUCUAUACGAUCGAUUUCUGAAUACCGUAUUGUUCCGAAUAAAGGGCACUCCUGAUUUUACGCCACACCCUUUUCCAUGUUGUUCACAUUUUUUUUUAAAAUUUUAAUACCGGUGUUUUUAUUAUAGUAUUUUUGGCAACAUCCCUAGAUCAAAGAAAAAAAAAUUGGGGGGUUGGGGGGGGGGGGCGCCGGAAAUUACGACCUAUAUUAAUAACAACAUGUAAUAUAUUGAAAUUUUCUAUUAAAAUAAAGACACUAUUUUAAAAAAGUUCUUUCUAUGAAUCAAGUAUUGGCAAAGUGUUUUCAAUAUCUAUUUCUUCACAAAAAUGAUAUCGACUAUCGACACAUCAUUUUUUUUUUUAACCAGCAUCUCGUCUACUGCUCUCCGAGUAAGUUUUAGUGUAGAAUAAUGCAAACCUAAAUUCAGGUAUGAACCAAAAAUGCCCCCCAUGCAUACUGAAUCUAUCAAAAACAUUUGAGCGAUGGGCUAAAUGAGCCCCAAACUUGUCCCAGCACAUUAGCGUCCUCGAUUACCGCCCCCCCCACCCCUUUUUCCUCGGCGAUGAUCAGUGUGAGAGCAGUGGCUAAAAUAAUAGUUUGAUGCGUUUCUCUACCACAGUUAAUUAAUGUGGUUGUAUAAGGCAGCGGGGGAAAUAGUGGCUAGUUUUCACACUGAUAGAUAAUAAUAAUAAUAAAGUUCAUUAAAAAAAAACACGCUUCAUCCCCAAAGGCUCGAAGCGCGGUACAAAGUCAACAAAAAAAAACAUAUCUAUAAUUCACCACAUUUAAAACAAACACAACACUACAAAAACUAAUUACAAGCAUACAAUAUCAAAGUCUUUCUAGCCAUUUCAACCCGGAGCAACACAGCAACACAUGGAAAAUAAGGUAGACAAUCAUCCCAGAAGGUAUUUGCGAAAUAGAUGUGUCUUUUUGUGUCUUUAGAUCUGUUUUAAAGGACUCCAGUGUCUGGUUGUUUCUAAGAUCGACAGGAAGGGCGUUCCAAAUUGUUGGACCAGCAAAUGCGAAAGUGCGCUUUCCGUAAGUCUCAAGGCAAACACCUUGACCCGUAAGCCCAGUCCUCACCCCACUUCGAAUGCCUGAAAUGUUCCUUCAAGGAAGAUUUCGCAUUUAAGCAUACGCCCUUAGCACCCCUCCCCCAAAAACCCCCCUUUUCUCCCUCGACCAUCCCCCUCCCUUUAUUAAUUGUGGGCAAUAAAUGUUUGUUCUCGUUUUAAAUCUCUUUCCAAACCAAGAGAUUUUUAAAUUAAAUUCUUAUUCGAUCAAAUUCAUCAAUCGAAGAGCCAGUAUUUCUUCUUCUAUAUCUUAAGGGCCUACGAUCAAUUUAUUAAUCAUUUUGGCUCCUAUGCAUGUAGAUGGGAUUUGCAAUGUUUAUGUGCCUGGUGUUGAUGAGGACAUUUCACUGAUUUCCAGUGACACUUUGUGAGGGAAUCAUGCACUAGGGAAUCACCCACUGUUAGUUAUCAUGUCACUGAUAUUUUCAUGUUUAAUUUGUUUACAGUUAGUUCAAUGUCUUGUCUUGAAAUCUGGAUUCCUUUAAAAUUAUCAUGCCGCAAAACAAACAAAAAAACAACAAAAAACAAAAAAGAAUUAAUUAAAUCCAUGCGGCUCUCGGAGCACAAAGUGUUCCAAUUCCUGCUGUAGACUUUAGACGGCAGAAAGAGGUGACAGAGGGGUUGUAUCGUUAACUUGUAAAACAUUGACUUAGCAGGUUUUUCAAGUCGUGACCUCCUGAAUUAUCCAACAAUGAUUUUUAUCUGGCUCCCUGGAAUAGAUUAGUAAUGGGUUCUUUUUUUAAACAAAAUCGGUUUAAACUUCAAGAGUUGAUGAUGUCAUCUUGGCUGUUGCGGUGGUGAUUUAAAAUUAAUCCAAACAUCUUUGGAACCAUUCAGCUUUAUCUAUGUAGAAGUGUUUUCUGUUAUGCUCUGUAAAUUCCCUUUCAUUUUAUUUGUGAAUUGGUCCUGGAAGUUUUUUCUUUAAAAAAAUGCUUAAAAUAACUAUAAAACUAUAUUAUGUUUACAGCAUUUAUUUUUUUUUUAAAAGGAACACUCACAAGGGACAGCUAAAAAUAAUCUUAAAGCCUAUCUCAAUUAAUAAUCUUGAUGUUUAUUUAAUGAAUUAAUAACUUCAAAAAAAAAAAAUUUAAAUGUAGGCUUUUAAAAAAGUCUAUGAUUAAAAUAAUAGUUGCAAGGGGAUUUCUUGUCACACUGUGGUAACAAGCCCCAACGAAACUUGUGACAAGAAACUCCAUCAUGGAUUAUCCCCCGAUGACUUUAUUUUAUUUCGAAACAUCACUGUUGAAGAAACUAACUGAAAAGGUUAUAAAUCGAAACUGAACCAGAGUGACUACUGCAUGGGCAAAAGAAACAUUCUUUAUAUUUAUAGUAUUAACUUAAGGAAAUUAAACAAUAAAAGUAGUCGAACAAUCUACUUACCAUGGUCAAAAAACAUACAAUUCGCUAUCUUUGUUUCUUGACACGCUCAAACGGUUCGAAUUUAGGCAAUAUAUAUAUAUACAUAAUGUAUAUAUAAUAGGUGUUUUAAAAGGGGGGUGGGGUGGGGGUUGGACACCUUGUCAUUGUGCGUUUAUUCUGUGCGUGCAACUGUUUCGUGGCUACCCCGCUCUCCCCUACUUAUUCAAUGAACCUUUUCUUCAACAGGUUUGAUUUCACACGAAUUGUUAUUUACCACUAAGCACGACCAUCGCGUUGUCCAGAACUAUGCCUAGCAUUCUCGCAAGCUUUGUUGCACUUUGUUGUGCAGUAGUUCUGCUUCUUCCAAGUGAGUCCCUUUAGUUUCUUUUACGAAUACCCUGUACCACUAUGUUUUUUUGUGUUUCUUCACUUUCGCCUGCUCCGUGGCGCCGUAUUUCAUGUACCAAUCCACCCAACAAAAGGUGUUGGGAUUAAGUUUUAGUCAGGAAUAACGGAGAUUUUUUCAAAUAAAUUUUUUGUGUGUUAAUGGUGGAAGCCCAUUCUAAAUAAGACAAACAGCCAUACUACCUGACUCUGAAGACUUAAAAACAACAUGGUUUGGGGUUAAAACAGUUGCUUACUCGAAUAUGGAUGUAAAAAAUGUGUGUUCCCUCCAGCAACCUCUUGACAAUAAAUAAGAUGAGUGACAGACUUCUAGUGCCCACAGAUUUCACAUAAAUUCGAGUAGGAAUUUUCAACAAAAAACACAGACUUUUUACACAUGAUACGAAUGCAAUUCUCAUUUUUAUAAUAUAAAUAAUUAAAAAGAGGUGUAUAUGUAAUAGAAAAAAAAAACAACAUUCCAUUGAAGCCCUUCCCAACACACCUUUGAAGUAUGGGUAGAUAGAGGAAGUAUCUGACUGGACGCAGGAUGGAUUGAUGUUCCCACUUAAUCGGAAUGUUGAGUAGGUCUUUUGCGACUGAUUGAUAAUGAAACAUUACUUCAUUAGGCUGUUCGUUGACAUGCUGUUGUGUAGAUUUAUACAUCCAUUAAGGAUAAUUAUUUUAACAUAUCAAUUUUAAAAAUUAUUUAACAUGUAUGGCAAAUGGCAUGGAUUGAAAGACGUUUAACCUAGCGCAUAGGAUAUUUAGGCCCCGAGCUAAUCCAAAUUGUGGGUCCCCCAAAAUUUCAAAAUUAGGAAAAAAAAUGUUCUCUCUUUGAGGGCCCCCAUGUGGUCAGGGCCCCGAGUGCUUUAGUCGGUUGUCUCGGCCUCUGCACGGCCCCGGCUCAGUGUAUAAAUAUAAAAUUUAAAAGUUAUUGCGGUUGUCUUUCAAAGAGUUAACAGUUUCAACUCAUCAAACUUGCUAUUAAAAAAAAUGUGUUGUGUAGCUAAGUUCCUAAGUGGGCGAAUGCGUAGUGGUGAAUGCCCCUAAAUAACAGCUAAUUUGUGUAACUAAGUUCCUAAGUGGGCGAAUGCGUAGUGGUGAAUGCCCCUAAAUAACAGCUAAUUUGUGUAGCUAAGUUCCUAAGUGGGCGAAUGCGUAGUGGUGAAUGCCCCUAAAUAACAGCUAAUUUGUGUAGCUAAGUUCCUAAGUGGGCGAAUGCGUAGUGGUGAAUGCCCCUAAAUAACAACGAAAUUCUGUGGCUGUGUUCCUACGUGGGCUAGUGGGCAGUGCUGCAUGCAGCCAAAACAAAGGAUUAACAUUUUUUUAAAAGAAACUUCAACGCUUCCAAGGCCAUACGUAAUGAUAUAUCAAUAUUUUUAGGGAACAUAUUAAUUUUGAGGCAACUUACCAUCCUCCCUUCAAAUAGCGCACUAACUCAUAAAUUAAUAACGUAAAAUACAUGGAGCAGUGGCGUAGCUAGGGUUAGUGCCACCCUGGGUAGGCCAAGAUGUUUCCCGGACAUACGGAAAGAACUCUGCCGUUGGCCCAAAAUGCCACCCCCAAAUAUUUAGAAAAAAGUGCCGCUCAGAGCCGACACCCCCCACCCCCUCUGCACCCCCUUCCAGUGACUUGGGGUUAGUUUGACAUGAAGAAAUUGAUGGUCUCAUUUAGUAUAUCUGACUCACGUUCAGUAGUUUAUUGUAUUCUUUAUUAUCUCCAGAAUCAAGCACGACAACGGUGGCCCCUAUCCAGCCAGUGCAGAACUACGCGAACAGUACAGUAAAUGAAACAACGGAAGACCUGAUUCUUGUGCGGAAUGACACGGGCGGAACGACUCAUAAGUAUCCAGACAUACCCGGGAUCCCCGCGGAAGUCGCAGGAAAUGGCUCAGCAUCUGCCCCGCGGACAUGCAUAAUUGCCAUGGUCUUAUUAUUUUUCCAAUACGUUAUUAUUACGGAGAUCGAUUAUCUCUUUUCACUGUGGCCCCUUUAAAUUUUGAAUUGGCGGAUGUUAAAUUAUUUGAAAUGAUCUCACAGUGAGCUGUUCAAUAUUCAAAAGACUUGGUGAACUGAAAAAGUAAAGGAAAAAAAAAAAAAAAAAAAAAAAAAAAAAAACAGAACCAAAAAAAAAAAAAAAAAAAAAAAAAUAAAAAAAAUAAGAAAAAAAAAAAAAAAAAAAAAAAAAAAAAAAAAAAAAAAAAAAAAAAAUCGGAACGAAGACAUCAAUAAUACGAAUAGAAAGUUUUCUUUACGAGAAAAGAGACACACACUUCUCCCUACGUCCAUUGGUAUUUUUUCAUGACAAAGGAAUGCCACUUUGGCUCUGUCAAUAUAAUAUAAGUAUACAAACUCACGGUAAUACGUCUCAAAUACUUAGAAUUCUAUUUGACAAUAAAUAUUUAUGUUAUGGGGACCGGUGAAGGUACACGGACCGCCAUUUAUGGACCACUGCUGUAAGGGGCGCCUUGUUAUGAAGGGAAGCACACUACUGAAGUUUUCUAUUUCUUGCAUUUGUCACACAGUCCAUACCUCAUAAUUGAAUAUACAUAUAAAGACUUAAUCUUCAGGAAAUCCAAUCCAUUCGUAUUGCGAGGCGCCAUCCUUAUUUUCCACAGUACGUCUGUGUUCAGAAACGAUUUGCUGGAAUACAUUACAUGAAUGUGAUUUUCAUGGAGAUUUUAAGAAAAAAAUAUAUUGAUAAGUUAUUUCCCCUUGCUUUCUUUAGAAUAUUUGGAAAUAAAUUAAUUCAUUUCAAAUUUAAUUAUGAUAUACGUUACAUUUAUGGUUUUUAAGAUGAAGUUAAAAAAAAACUUUUAAAAACAGUUUAAAUCAGUGGCGUACCUGGGUGGGCUGAAGAAGGUGACACUUUAGGCGUUUACGCAAUAAAUUAAAAUAAAUAUUGUAGGUUCUGUGUGUUUUAAGGUCUACUUUGGGGGCUUAGCACGGGGCGGAAAUGUAGUCAAGGUACGCCAUUCGUGGAACUACAUUAUAUCUAUUGUUUUUAAAUGAUGCAAGAUUGUCUUAAUACGCAUAUUAAUAUGUGUAUGUGUUUUAGAGUGUGUACGUGUAUUAGUAUAUGUAUUCGCAAUGUUAUGGAAUGAAUUCCCCCUUUUAGUGAUGUCAAUUUAUGGUUGUCUAAUGCUGAAAUAUAUUUUGAAAAUAUAUUAUAUCAUGACCAAAACUUCAUAAAGUUUCCAAGAAGUUGAAGGACACUAAACAUUAGAAAAAGGAAAAAUAAAUUGCAGCACAUCCAAACACAUGGACAGGACAGUAGUGUUUAUUACGGGCACCCCAUUUCACCAUGCAUAUAAAGCAGAGGGCUAAGCCCCUACGACAACCCACCAACACACCUUUGACAAAAACUCCAACAAAAAACACCACUGCACAAUAGAAAAUUUUAUGGAGGCUGCAAAGAGCAAUUACGUGGGUUUUUGGGGUUUUUUUGGGGAUUUUUGGGUGUUUUUGGGGUUUUUUUUGUUGUUUUUUGGGGGUUUUUUUUGGGUUUUUUGGG